UUAGUAAUUCUGACGUCGACGUAUACCGUCACAUUUUAAAAAAAUUUACUCAUACCUUGUAAUGCGCAAAACGCUUUUUUUUCUUUUUUCUUUAGAUUUUACCAGCAAAUGAGGAUUACCUAAUAUCUAAGUGCAAUGUUCGAGAGAAUGGAACCAUAUGACUGGAAACGAAGUCGUAUUCCACGUGAACUCGAAUAUAUGGGAGAUGUUAGUGACACGGAUUAUGAGAUUUACUCUCCGGUAUCAUUGUUUUUCGAAGAACGAGAAAUAAGAAGAACCGUAAUAUAUCAAGGACGGAAACGGAAAGUUUUUGUGGACGAUAACUGUGCAAGUGAACUUUCCACCGAUCAUCUAAGUCCGGGUGUUUUGAAAAUAUUUGGAGAAACAAUUGUACCUGGAGUUGAGUACAAAAGUGUUCUAGCUUCAUUCAGAUCUACUGCCCAGGAGCUUGUGAAACAAGCAUUGGAUAGAUACGAUGUACCUCAAGAAAAACACGUAGAUUAUUUCUUAUGUGAUGUUGUAGGAAAAGUCAAUAACUCUCUAUCUGAAGAAACCGAUCAUAGAAACUCUUCAAAAUGGCAGACAAAAUGCUGCCGAAUGCUGUCGGACCAUGAUCGUCCAUUGCUGUUACAGAACUUUUGGCGCCCAGCAGACGGACUUAGCAGACGUUAUGAACUGCGACGGAAAACUGACUUUUCAAAUUGUAUAGAAGGAGAUGACACAUCAGGAUUAAAUGAAAAUGCUAGGAAAAUUUCAAUAUCAAAGCUUAGACCGGGAGCAAUACCAUAUGAACCACACCAUCAUAGACGAGACAAAUUUUCGGAUGAUUUGAAUAUAAAUGCAAACAUUAGGUCUCAAAGCUGGGUGGCUAAAAAAUAUGAGUGCAAUAAAGUCAUAAACAGUUUAGAUUUAAAUAUUAACCUCGCAUCAAACGGCUUAAGAUCUCCACAGUUGCCACAGAGACAAAAGUUACUCGAGCUACCACCAUCGUCUGUAAAUCAAAGACCUUUUCUUCUCACGAUACGUGGGUUCGAUGUAAAGAAAGAUCCCCUAUGUCAUACUAUUUGUUCCAAAAAUGUCCUCAUAUGCAAUAACAAAACAUCCACAUCAGAUUCUCAAAGGAUAAUUUUGCAUGCUCCAGAUAUACAACCUCGACAUUGCUACCUCCAUUUAAAACGGAUAUCCAAUCCCUCCGAACGCCAAACUUAUAAUUAUACUGUUGAAGUUCAAGGGACACCGACAUCAACUGUUUUUAUAAAUGGCUACCCUGUUACAAAUCGGACAACAUUGCAUGCAGGGGACAUUUUGUCUCUUGGAAAAUAUUACAUCUUUCUUUUUAAAGACUUCUCUCUCGGACACGAUAUACCUCUUCAGUUACCAUGGUUGGGAACUGAUGAUGUUUUUGACGAGUCUUCAAGACAAUUCAGUAGUUCUUUUUCUAAUUCACAAAGGGAUUUUACUUCGGGUCUGCCUCAAAAUGUAGUGCCGCCAUUACCUCUUUCACAAGAGGAUAAUGUGUCAAUUUCGACAAUGGAGUCAACUGGUGAAAGAUUUAGAUUUGCAUAUUCUAGAGAGAAAGAAGAGGAUCUCAUGAAAGCAAUCGGUGCAAUAGUUAAACAAGACUUUUUAGGAUUUCCGUUGGCUCCGGCAUACCUUUACAGUAUGUGUAUUGAAUACUCUUGUAAACGAUUUGAUCUUCAUCACAUUCGGAACCUUCUCCUUCGGAUAUUAGGAGUUGUUCGAGAAAGUGUUGGAGAGAUAUCGAAAUCGUUGUCAGAACAGAAGUUUAACUGUGGACUAGUCAGAAACAAAAGGAAUUCAUCUGUGACAGAAGACUUUUUAAAAUAUGCAGUUAGAUGGAUGUCAAAUUGUGUUCAUUUGAUUCUUUUUCUCAGGAAGCAUAACUUUAAACUUCCAUUUGUUGGACGGAAACUGUCCGACGAUGACCCACAAUCAGCAUUCAGAAAUCUAGCAACAGGUCUUGAGGAAAUUGUUGUGUUUUGCUUCCAACAGGCGAUCUAUGCAAUAACCAAGGCUCUCUAUGGAUUACUUGGAAGUGUUCUGGAUGGAAAUCCUUUCACAGAAAGUGAUACCAUGAGCAAGAGAAAUGGAAUGUCAAAAAUAACAAGUGUUUUCGAUGCUGUGCUUCGCUUGACAACCGCUCAACAACUGCACCAGGACGUACUAAAACAAAUAUUUAUGUAUCUCUUCUUUUUCUGCAGUACCUCUAUCUUCAACAAACUGUUUCAAGAUGAUUCAGGUCCUAUUUACUACAACUGGACUGCAGGUGUCAGAAUACGAACUAACCUUGGCCAGAUUGAAGAUUGGGCUCAAAGAAAUGGCUUUGAAGAAGAAUUUACUCAAGUCUCUGAAAAACUUCUCACUGCUGCAGAAUUCCUUUCUACCUCCAAAUCUUUAUUACUAAAAUUUGACUGGAUGAAACUAAAGACCCAUUUUCAACCAUUAAACGAGGCGCAACUUUAUCAUCUGGUGGGUGGGUAUGAUAAUGGCGAUAAACCACCGCCUCCUUCAUGGUUACCAUCACCAGAAGACAGACAUCAGGCAGACAUGAAAGAAGAUAUACCUUUGGAAAUGACAGCACAUCCGCCAUUUUUGAUUCCACAAGACAAUGGUUGUAUUGACUUGAUGCACCCUCCUGAUGAUUCUAAUUUCUGGAAGAUUUUCAAAGAACUUCAUCCAGUAUAUGGAGUAACUGAAGAUGACAGUGAUAGCGGAUUCAGUCCCUCUAAUACUCCAAGAUUUUCCAGCAACUUUCCUAAAGCUGAACUUCACAAUUCUUUCUUCAAUACUCCUGAUGGUAAUCGUAGUGAUACAGAAGUGUAUAGAGAUUUAAGUCAGAAUGAAGAUACAACCUCUCCAACUGACAUUAGUACUGUAGCCAAAAAACAGUUCUACAAACUUUCAUAUGAAAGUGAUACUAAUUCAACGCCAAAGACUUCCACGCCCUCUUCGCCAAAACAUCCCCCAUCGUCAAGACGACAAGAGUCUAUCAACAGAAGACUUGAUUUGUUAAUCACAAACAAUAAUUUAAACGUUCCUGAAAAUUUUCAAAAUGAUAUUACUCCAAUCGAAGACGCUGCACCACCCCUGCCACCAAGAAGUUACAAGUUUCCUUCGUCACCAACAUCACCACAGCAAUUGACAAAUGGAAGUCUUUCUCUAAGUACUAACAGUAUCAGUCUUAAGAAACAGUUAUCACAUGAACUUGACGAUGAGGAUCCCUUAGGGAGGGAAAAUCUUGCUCAAGUAAAUCGUCAGAUCUACGAAUCACUUGGACAAAUGAGUCCGACAAAUAGCAGACCUCCACUGGUUCCAGUUUUGGGUACUACAGUGAAGUCAGCAAAUAAUCCGGUUUUCUCAGUUGGGAUCACAAAGGGUGAUAAGGGUCUAGGACUUGGCCUGAUAGACGGCCUGUAUACACCUCUAAGACUGGCCGGGAUAUACAUUAGAAAAGUCUUGCCAGGAAGUCCAGCAGCAGAAAUUGGUAAAAUACAAGUUGGCGAUCGUCUGCUAUGUGUGAAUGGUAAAAGUAUAGUUGGUGCUGAUUAUCAAAGUGCUAUGAAAUUGAUACGUGCGGCUGGAGAGCAGUUGACGUUAUUAGUAGCCAAAGGAAACGAGUCCAUUGCCACGAAGAUUUCAUCAUCAAGUUGCUAAAAAGACAGGAUCAUUUUUAAAUGUGUGCACAUACAGUUUGAUGUAUAAUAUUUAAAUUUAAAUGUAAUAUCUUCUAUUUAUAAACGUUUAUUACAUCAUUUUUGAACGUUCAAGAAUUUAAUUUCAUUCAUCAGGUAUCAUGUAAGAUGUUAAAAGAAUUUUAGAUUGAUAAGAUAAUCUGUUCUUUUUUUAUAUUUCAAAUUAUUCUUAUUUUUGAAAGAUUUUUUUUUGAAUAUUUGAACUUCGUCAAGAUCAUUUUAACCAUCUACCUAAGAAUGAGAUUUCGAUAUGUUUGUUGUCUAAAAAUUCAUAAAAAUGACAAAUCUACGCAUUGUGGAUUCUAAAAUAUGUAUCGUAUGGAAAGACUCGUUAUAAAACAUUAUAACAAUAUACUAUAUAUUAUCUAUGAUUUAUACUAUUUGUGAAUAAAAUUUUGAUAUGUGAUUGUUACA
Molecule: messenger RNA, 4127 nt
Organism: Mytilus californianus (California mussel)
Lineage: Eukaryota; Metazoa; Mollusca; Bivalvia; Mytilida; Mytilidae
Product: ras-associating and dilute domain-containing protein-like
Exons: 11
Coding region: 136-3675 (1179 amino acids)
Biological process (GO): signal transduction
Molecular function (GO): GTPase binding
Source: RefSeq, a predicted model, not a curated record